Molecule: messenger RNA, 1426 nt
Organism: Teleopsis dalmanni
Lineage: Eukaryota; Metazoa; Arthropoda; Insecta; Diptera; Diopsidae
Exons: 2
Coding region: 17-1351 (444 amino acids)
Biological process (GO): apoptotic DNA fragmentation
Cellular component (GO): mitochondrial inner membrane; nucleus
Molecular function (GO): metal ion binding; single-stranded DNA endonuclease activity; nucleic acid binding
Source: RefSeq, a predicted model, not a curated record
AACUUAAUUGGUCGACAUGAAGUUAAGUUCAGAGUUAUUAGUGCUCUUUGCGUACAGUCUCUGCAUUUAUAAUGGUGCAGAGGCACGCGUAGAAGCCAUACCUCGAGGCCUACUCGAAGCAUGGAAAAUAGAUGAGGACUUCAAUGUUAUGUUACCACCAGAGCCAGAAGAGAUUUUGGAACGUUCUAUUGUUGUAGAUGUAUUGCCAGAAGUUCGUGCUAAUGAAUGCAGUAUCACUAUACGCGGUGGUUUGGUAAACCCACAACCAGUGUUCCUACAAACCAACAAAGCUGAAUUUUAUCCCUACAAUGAGCUUGGUGUUAUGCAAGUCGAUGCUGGCAAAACCUUCGAAAUGUGGUGUCCCAAUCAGUUCACUGCUUUCUCCAGCAAACUCCUGACAGCCACAUGUGUUGGUGGUACCACUUUUAAAGUUGAUGGCACUAACUACGAUUUCAAAGAAUUCGUUUGCAAAUCUUGGCCAGCCUUCACCGCACAAAAGACUGGACAAACCUGUGAAGGUGGCAUUUGGUUGCGCGCCGGUUUUGAGAUUGCAUCUAAUCGCUUUGUUGAACAAUACAAUGUAUGCUUCAAUGAGGAUGAGGAAGUUACACGUUACGUGCGUCAUAAACUUAACCCAGCCAGCAACUAUUACCAAACAGGUGUAGAUCGUCUUACUUUCCAAACAGCUGGUUUCUUCGAUGGCAAAAAUGUUGAUAAACUCUACACACAAGUCACACAAUUGGAAACUAUCAAUAACGAACUUGGUGGUGAUGCAGCUAGCUUCUUCGAUUCCUCUAAGAACGUUUACUUGGCACGUGGUCAUAUGGCUGCCAAAGCUGAUUUCGUCUAUGGCUCAGAGCAACGCGCUACUUUCUUAUUUGUCAAUGUAGCUCCACAAUGGCAAACCUUCAACGCUGGUAAUUGGGCACGUGUUGAAGAUGGUGUACGCGCUUGGGUUACCAAGAAUAAAAUGGAUGUGAAUUGUUAUACAGGUGUUUCUGGUGUAACCACUUUACCUGAUAAGAAUGGUGUAGAAACUCCAUUGUACUUGUCUUACGAUGACAAUCAUAACGGUUUAAUACCAGUACCAAAAAUUUAUUUCCGUAUUGUGAUCGAACCUUCAACCAAGCGUGGUAUUGUGUUUGUUGGUGUUAACAAUCCUCAUUUGACUUUGGAACAAAUUAAGAAGGAUUACAUAUUUUGUAAUGAUGUCAGUGAUCAGGUAACUUAUGUCAACUGGAAGAAAACUGACAUUCUUGCUGGCUAUUCAUAUGCUUGUGAAGUUGGUGAGUUCCUUAAAAAGGUACCAUACUUGCCAAAUGUGUCUGCCACUGGUGGUUUAUUGGUUUAAUUAGGUUUCGGUAUUUGGAAACGAAUAUAUUUUUUUAUAUAUUUUAAUAAAAAUGAUUUAUAAGUAUGCUCGAAA